AUGAUUCACCCUCUGAUUCUCUCCGGGAUUUUACUUUACAUUUAUUCUGGAGUUAAUAGACUGAAACUUAAUAUAGCAGUGAAAUCUGGAUCAUCUGGCAUUAUUCCAUGUGUGUAUGACAAACAACAUAAAGAAAACCGCAAAUAUUUGUGUGAGGGGACAGUUUGGAGCUCUUGCCGUAUAUUGGUAUAUGCAAAUGCGACAGGAAAAUAUUCCAUCACUGAUUAUCCAGACCAGAGUAUUUUUACAGUGCGAUGGGACAGACUGGAGACCUCAGACUCUGGAUAUUACUGGUGUGCUGUGGAGAUUGGUGGUUAUGGCACCGUAGACGCUGGUUAUUAUUUGUAUCUGACGGUACAAUCAGCUCCUGAUGUGUUUGUGGUGAGCAGCAGUGUAUCUGGACAUGAAGGUGGUAAUGUCAGUGUCCAGUGUUUCUACAGUUCUGGAUAUCAGAAUAAACUCAAACAGUGGUGCAGAUAUAAAGAUGAGAGCUGUUACACAGUGGGGAGAACUGACACAUCCCAGAAUCCAUCAGUCCAGAUCAGUGAUUAUGUUAGGAGAAGAUCCUUCACUGUGCUGAUGACUGGACUGAGACUCAGUGAUUCUGGAUGGUACUUGUGCUCAGUAAGAGAUCUGCAGGUUCCUGUUCAACUCAUUGUCAAAGAAGCCAAACGUGCAUUGACAGAUAUUCCAACAGCUUCACCAUCUGACUCUGAGACAGACAUGUAG
Messenger RNA from Megalobrama amblycephala (Wuchang bream), 729 nucleotides. RefSeq names its product polymeric immunoglobulin receptor-like 3.9 (gene pigrl3.9). Bases 1 to 729 code for a protein of 242 amino acids. The transcript is spliced from 4 exons. NCBI's taxonomy places the organism in Eukaryota, Metazoa, Chordata, Actinopteri, Cypriniformes, Xenocyprididae. The record is from RefSeq and is a predicted model, not a curated record.